Molecule: messenger RNA, 684 nt
Organism: Tripterygium wilfordii
Lineage: Eukaryota; Viridiplantae; Streptophyta; Magnoliopsida; Celastrales; Celastraceae
Product: small nuclear ribonucleoprotein Sm D2-like
Exons: 6
Coding region: 188-532 (114 amino acids)
Biological process (GO): spliceosomal snRNP assembly; RNA splicing
Cellular component (GO): U1 snRNP; precatalytic spliceosome; catalytic step 2 spliceosome
Molecular function (GO): RNA binding
Source: RefSeq, a predicted model, not a curated record
CUCCUUCAAGCUCAGAGGGCGACAGAUCCCGAAACCCCUUCACUAAACCCUAACUUGUGUGAGCUCUCUGAUUAUUCCGAUAUUUUGAUUGAAAUUGUUAGUUUUCUCUUCCAUUAAUUGUUGCAGCUGCGGUUUUAGUUAAUUUCUUGGCUUCAACAUGAGAGUACUGCUAUAACUCCCUCCAUCAAUGGAUCUGUUUAUUAGUAGUAAGCCAAUGGAGGAGGAUGCAAAUGGUGGCAAGACCAAGGAAGAGGAGUUCAACACUGGGCCACUUUCUGUGCUGAUGAUGAGUGUUAAGAAUAACACCCAGGUGCUAAUAAACUGCAGAAACAACAGGAAGCUUCUCGGUCGUGUGAGGGCGUUUGAUCGGCACUGUAAUAUGGUUCUUGAAAAUGUUAGGGAGAUGUGGACUGAGGUGCCAAAAACUGGGAAAGGAAAAAAGAAAGCUCUUCCAGUCAACAAGGAUAGGUUCAUCAGUAAGAUGUUUCUUCGUGGAGAUUCUGUCAUCAUUGUGCUUAGGAAUCCAAAGUGAGAUUUAAUCUAGAGUUAUUUAACGUCUGGGUAGAAGCAAGCAAGUAGCUCCUUGCAACUUUAGUUUCGAACUCAUUGCAAUUGGUGAUAUCGUAAUGUACCGCUUGGCCAAACAUUUUUUUAUCCGAAUGCCAUGUGUUCCUUUAGGUCUAA